AAAGAAGAAAAGGAAAGUCUGAGGAGGAAGAGAAGCAGUUUGUUCUGGAUAUUUUCCUCCAGCUGUUUCUGAGUUUACUCCAGGACUCGGAACCAGACGGACUGAAGGAUCUUCAGCUGCUAAAAGUCUUCGUCCGACCCUGAGAAUGACUCCGAGGUGUGACGGAGCUCUCAGUCGGACCUGCGGCUCAUCCGAUGGACCUUCUGAGCUUUGACACACUCUUGUUGCUUCUGGAGGGAACUGAGUCUCUAUUCAGAAAUUAGGUCUUGAAACGGAACAUUUAGACCAAAUCAGUCCUGGUCCAGGAUGUCCUCGGAGCUGGUCCUGGGUUUAGUCUUUAGAAUUCUGUUACCUCUAAGUUUGACUUCGGCUUGUAUGCUGCGGUACAAUGGAUUCUCUCUGAUCUACAUCCUCCUGCUGCUUCUGCUGCCACUGCUGCCCCAACCCUCCUCCACCUCAGGUAACACGAGUCGAUGUGUGAUGGUGGUGUGUGUCUCCAGCUUCGUCUUCCUACUGCUUCAGAGUUUCUUUCAGGUGUCCACCCUGACCCUGCAGCCUGAACACAACUGCACGUCAUGGCAGAAAACUCUCAGUCAGCUCGGCCUGGUGAGUCUGUCAGGAAGUGAUGCAACCUCUGCUCUGAGACAGCUGCUUCCAGAUGUUGGCGUUCUGGUCGUCAGCCUGCUGGCUUGGAGGCUGAUUGGGAGGCUGAACGCCGACACACACACCCAGCUGGAAGAGACGCAGCGGCAGGAGGUGAUGAUUGAAGAAGACUCUGGGCUCCACGAUGAAGAUGAUGGGAAGGACGAAGGCAGCAGAAACAAGGUUCUGUUUGAACUGGAGGUUUUGAUCUGUAAAGCACGGUUAAUGGUGGGAGCCAUGACAACAACUGGAGCCAAAAUCCUACUGACCACUUUACUGGGGCUGGCAGGUAUCAUGUUCCCCUCCCUGUCCUCCCUCCUUUAUCUAACCUUUUUCCAGAUAAUGUGUACCUGGUGGGCGUGGUCAGGCAAGGUCCCACCCUUCAUCACCAGGUGUGUGUCUGUGAUGUCACUGAUCUACUCCUCUGCCCACCUUCUGCUCUUCUACUGCUACCAGCUACCAUCACUGCAAGAGGUGUGGCCUCCCAACAGCACCUCCUCCAGGGUGCUGGGUCUGGUUCCUGUGGUCCUGGUGGACUGUGCUAAUCCCUGGAGGCUACAGGUGAACUCUGAGCUCAGCUGGUACCAUUUCAGCAGCCCUCUGAUGCUUCUGCUGCUCUACCACACGGUCACUUGUCUUUGGAGGAACCAGCUGAUUGACAGGUCAGGGGAGAGGAACGAAGAAAGUGUGGAUUCAGUGGUCAGUGGAAGCUGUGACAUCAUCACCUCCACCAGCAACCUGAGUGAUGAGGUCAGCUGUGACAUCACAGCUGAGAGGCGGAGGGUGCUGUGGAGGAGAGCUCAUGAAGAUGCGAAUCUGGCACCACUGUCCUCAUCCAGUGACGGUCCCUCCGACUCUUUUGCCCCACCCACACAAAGCACUGCCUUGGGAUUGGAUAUGUAUUCCACCCCUCACUACUCCUUCAGCCAAUCAGACACACUGGAAACAUGCGUUUUUGAAGAUGAAUGGGAAGAAGAUUGUGAGGAGGAGGUUAAGAGUUGUGAGAAGGUGGGGGCUGGCGCCACCUCCGUGGCUUUGUUGUUUCUCCUAAAACAGAGCUACAUCGGUGCUCUGAUCUCUAUGAUGGCCUGGUCCAUCACCUACGUGUCCUGGCUCACCUGCGUGCUGCUGCUCUGGUCAUGCGUCCUGUGGAUGAUGCGAGAGCGCCGUCGCUACACGCUGAUGUCAGCGCCAUGGCUGGUCGCCUAUGGCAACUUGCUGGUGGUCCUACAGUACAUCUACAGCUUCCCGUCCCUACAGGAAGUCCCCGGACUGUUCCCACGGAAUCACGACCCCUGCAGGGAGCUCGCCUCCAAGCUGGUGUGUCUGUUGACCUUCUGGCUGCUUCUGCGUCAGUCACUUACUGAGAAAAGAGAGAGAAAGACAGAAGCACACCUGUCUGACAUCUCUGUCCACAUUAAGCAAGAGGAUUUGGAUCAGAAGAAGAAGGACAAGAUGUCCUAUGAGGAAGUGCUUCUUCUGGGUGGAAGAGGACAAGGUCAUAUGGAUGCUUUAGUUGCCGUGGUUACCAGGAUGUUUGUGAAAUACUGGAUUUAUGUGUGUGGGACAAUGUUCUUCUUCGUCAGCUUCGAGGGAAAAAUUGUCCUCUACAAAGUCAUCUACAUGGUCAUGUUCCUCUGCUGCGUGGCCCUCUACCAGUUGAACUACGAGCGCUGGCGUGCCUUGCUCAGAGGUUUCUGGGUAGCAGUAGUGGUCUACUCCAUGCUGGUUCUUAUUCUGGUCUACACCUUCCAGUUCCCCUCAUCACUCCAUACCUGGAGUUACUACACUGGACUGAGCACAGACAGGUUGGAGGAUGUCGGACUGGAAAAGUUCUCUGUUCCUGUCCUCUUUACCAGAAUCUUCAUUCCCACAGCGUUUCUGCUGGUGUGCAUCAUUCACCUGCAUUACUUCCAUGAACCAUUCCUGCAACUGACUGACCUGAAGACAGUGGUGGACACGCACAAUAGCACCAUUACCAGGUUGGUCCACUCUGAAGGCAGCCUGGUCGACCUGUCCAUGACUGCUGCUCCUCAGCACCCGCUGCAGGAAGAGAUGAAUGGAGAACAGGGGAACAGAGAGGAGGAAACAGAUAGAAAGUGGAUAAAAGAGGAAGAGCAUGAAGAGGAGGAUUACCCCUGUAUGUUUGACAGGGAAACCCUGUCUGACCGCUUCACAGAGCUGGUCUCCUGGAGGUUGGUGGUGGACCGUUUGUCUGUGCUGUUCCUGCAUUUCCUGCUCUCCCUGCAGCGCCUGCAGUGCCUCCUCUGGUGGAUCCUGGAACUGCACAUUGUGAAGAUCGUGUCCUCCUUCAUGAUCUGGGUCUGCGUGAGGGAGGUAUGUGUGUUUAACCUGCUUUUCGUGCUCUGUGUGGCCAUGGCUCUGCCCUGCAGGGCCUGGCGCCCCCUGCUGUCAGGAGUUUGCACUGUCUGGACCUGUGUAGUGAUCGUUUGUAAGAUGCUGUAUCAACUGAAGGUCGUCCAGCCGAUCAGUUACUCCUCCAACUGCACCAUGCCAGGUAACUCUAGCAUCGACCUGUCUCACUCUGUUCUUUACUCUGGGCCUAUUGACCCCGCCCACUGGGUGGGGCUUCGUAAGACAGAUGGGAAACUGCUGGACUACUUGAGGAAUAAUCUCAUAAUGUUAGCACUGUUAGCAUUCGAGGUGACCAUUUACAGACACCAGGAGCUCUAUCGUCUCCGACAUAAUAAAGUCCCACCCCCCACUAGAACUUUCUUUCAUGACAUCACAAGAUGUCACCUGGACAAUUGUGUGCUGAGCUGCAUGAAGUUCUUCCUCAACUACUUCUUUUAUAAGUUUGGACUGGAGACCUGCUUCUUGUUGGCCGUAAAUGUAAUUGGUCAGCGAAUGGAUCUGAUUGCUGUAGGCCACGCCUUCAGCCUCAUUGCUGUGCUUUCACAUCGCAGCAGGAAGCGCAUAGCAUCGGUGUGGCCGAGGUACUGCUACUUCGUUUCAGGACUGCUGUUCUUUCAGUACCUCCUGUGCAUCGGAUUCCCUCCAGCUGUUUGUAAAGAUUAUCCAUGGAGACCUCCAUCCUCAAAUGUAGAGUCGAAUGUGGUUAAGUGGCUCUUCCUACCUGAUUACCUGACACGUCCCAAUGCAGUCUUCCUCCUGUACGACUUCCUGCUCCUCCUCGGGGCGUGUCUGCAGCUGCAGGUGUUUGAGGAGGAGCUCCAGCCGUCUGUUCAGCUGCUUGCAGGAGACAACAGUGAGAUGGAUGGAGACGACGAGCUCUUCUCUGAUCCAAUCAGACGUCUCCGUGUCUGCGCAGUGCCAGACUUCAUGAUGUGCAGAUCUUACCUAGACAUGAUGAAGGUGAUCAUCUUCAGUUACAUGUUCUGGUUUGUCCUCACUAUCAUCUUCAUCACUGGAACCACCAGGAUCAGUAUCUUCUGCAUGGGUUACCUGGUGGCUUGUUUCUACUUCCUGUUGGUGGGUGGAGACCUGCUGCUGAAACCAAUUAAAUCCAUCCUGCUGUACUGGGACUGUCUGAUUGGCUACAACGUGUUUGUGAUCACCAUGAAGAACAUUCUGUCGAUCCUGGCCUGCGGCUUCAUCAAAUCUCUGGUGCUCAACCACUGCUGGCUGAUUCAGCUCUUCAGUCUGGCGUGCACCAUCAAAGGAUACUCCAAACCGGAGCAGCAGAGCAGUAAACAGUGUGAGCUGCCGAGCGACGAGGCCGGAAUCAUCUGGGACGGCGUCUGUUUCUGCUUCCUGCUGCUGCAGAGGAGAGUCUUCAGGAGUCACUACUUCCUGUAUGUGGUGCUGGACCUGCAGAAUACGCAGCUGCUGGCCUCCAGGGGGGCGGAGCUCUUUGAGGCGUCCACAGUGAAAGCCGUCAGAGCGAGACUGGAGGAGGAGAAGACUUCCAUGGACUUGCUGAAAAGACAGAUGGAAAGGAUUAAAUCUCGCCAGCAGAAAUUCCGUAAAGGAAAAGAGAGGAUGUUGAGUUUGACCCGAGAUAGUUUCCAAACUGAUGGUCAGGAAAAGACAAGGGAGGGACAGCAAGAGAAGGAGUGGUGGAAACCCUGGGUAAACCACGCCUCCAUGGUGAGGAGUGGUGACUACUACCUGUUUGAGACAGACAGUGAGGAGGAAGAGGAAGAAGAGAAGAAGGGUGGAGAGGAGAAAAAAGAGGCGGGGCUUACUGAGAAGUCAGCCUUUCAGUUUGUCUACCAUGCCUGGAUAACAGACUCCAGAACAGCCAUGAGAGCUCGUACCAGCCACAAGAAGCUCUGGAGGAAGAACUCGUCAGAGCAACAGAGCAGGAGAGAGGAGAAGAGAGGAGCUGCAGUCAUAGAGGUGAUGGAGGAGACGGAGGAGGAAGGAGUGGAGGAUGACACAGAGCUGGAACCAGACACCGCUCUGCGUCGGUUCUCCAACACUCUGCGGUUCUUCUGGGUUCUGCUCGCUGCUCUUCUGGACUCUCUGACUGCCUGGUUAAACAGUUUGUGUCAGGAACACAUCGAUAUCUCCACCGUGCUUCGCAUCGAACACUGCAUGCUAACACAGCAGGCGAAACAGGGUAGUAUGCCCAGCAGGGAGGCUAUCAACUUUUACUACCAGCAGAAGAUGAUGGGAACCUCCACAGAGUCAGAACUGGACUGCAGUACCCAUGAGUCCAAGCAACAGGCCUCAGCUGAGACAGGAAGAGUAGAAGAAGAAGAGAGGCUCGUUUCUGAUACAGCUGGAAAGGCAGCAGGUCAAACAUCUAAAGUUUCUAGAAAAAAUUACAUGGGAGGCCUACACACUGAGCCAGAACCAGGAUCAGGACCAGGAGGACAUGGUCCCACAGAUCUACAUGGUGAAACAGAACUAGGAGGAAGUGGACUGGUAGAUCCACACACUGAAACUUCUCCAACAAUGGGAUCAGGACUGGAUCCAAAUACACUUUAUACUAAAACAGGACCAGAGUUUUCCAAAGAUCAUGUAAAAAUUUUUGAACCUCAAACUGUUCUGGAAGAACAUCCACCUGAAACAGACCCAGAACCAUUAUCAGGAGCAGAUGGGUCAGAAGAGCCAGUUCAAGCCUCAGAAGUGGCAGAGGGUCCAACUGAAGCAGGACCUCCGCCAUCAGAAGCUGAGGGCUGCCCAGAAUGCCUGGUGGCAAAAACCAGCCAAAGACCACGACCCAGAUUGUCCAGGAUGGAGAGAGUCCACUCUUUAUCAUCUUUAUCCUCUUCAGAUGAAGAAAGCAUCUGUGUAUCGCACAGUUGUGGAGAAUCAAAGCAACUUCCUGUUAGUGUUCUGCCAACUCAUCAGUUCACCGGUGCCUCCCUCCCCACCCCCCCAUCCUCGCUGCUACUCCCACCCUCCUACAGCCUGGCCCUCGGCCUGGAUCUGCAGGCAGGUACGGGGCAGGUGGAUCACAUAGAGCACAGGAGCGAAGAGGUCAAGUUCAGGAAACCGCUGCCAGUUCAGAGUCCAGUUGAUAGAAGUGACUUCCUGUCUGAGUCAGCCCCCACUUCCUGUCCCAUGGCGUCUCGCACUCAGGAGCUGACGGCCAGUGAGCUGCUGAAAAACAGGACUUUCUACAACAAGGAGCUGGAAGCAUCAGACCGUUUCUAUGACAACCAGCCUCCACUGCUUCAGCUGUGCUACGCCCUGUACAACAUCCUGGCAGCCAGGUCGGAGAUGGUGUGUUACCUCGUCAUUGUGUUGAACCACAUGGUGUCUGGCAGCUGUCUCACCCUGGUGCUUCCUAUGCUAGUCUUUCUCUGGGCAACACUUUCUGUUCCUCGACCCAGUAAGACCUUCUGGAUGACAGCUAUCAUCUACACAGAGGUCACCAUUGUCAUCAAGUAUUUCUUCCAGUUCGGUUUCUUUCCAUUCAACCAGAAACUGGAAGUGGACCGUUCCAAACCUUUCCACCCUCCAAACAUUCUGGGUGUUGAGAAGAAGGAAGGCUACGUUCUGUAUGAUCUGCUUCAGCUGCUGGCUUUGUUCUACCACAGAGCCAUACUGAAGUGCCAUGGACUGUGGGAUCAGACAGUCAGCACAGAGGCGGACACACCUGGUCAAAGCAGUGAUGAAGGUGAAUUCACUCACAGAACCACUGGCAGGGAUGCUGGUACUGAUGCUGGCAACAUACUGCGAAGGAGAGCAACGAGACAAGCCCGAUGCAGCUCUACGCCGCAACAUUCUCCUGCAGGCAGUGUGAGCUCCAGAGCUCAGCAGCCCAGUCGGUGGGAUCUGCUGCUGGAGAAACUCCAAGAGCUCUCCAUUCUCACCAGGGAGUAUUCUGUCAGCAGGUGCAUGUCUCUUUACCAGCCGCUCUGCCAGUUCUUCAGAGCUCUGGUCCAACCCGAGUACAGCGCUGUGACUGACGUGUACGUCCUCAUGUUCCUCGCUGACACCGUUGACUUCAUCAUCAUCGUCUUCGGCUUCUGGGCCUUUGGAAAACAUUCUGCAGCUGCCGACAUCACGUCCUCCCUGUCAGAGGAUCAAGUCCCUGAAGCGUUCUUAGUGAUGGUCCUCAUCCAGUUUGGUACCAUGGUGAUAGACAGAGCUCUGUAUUUAAGGAAGACAGUUCUGGGAAAAUUGGUCUUCCAGGUUAUUUUGGUUUUUGGGAUUCAUUUCUGGAUGUUCUUCAUCCUGCCGACAGUCACUGAACGGCGGUUCAGUCAGAACCUGGUGGCUCAGCUCUGGUACUUCGUGAAAUGUGUGUACUUUGGCCUGUCAGCUUAUCAGAUCAGAUCUGGUUAUCCAACACGAGUUCUAGGAAACUUCCUGACCAAGAGCUACAACUACCUGAACCUGUUCCUGUUUCAAGGUUUCCGACUGGUUCCGUUCCUAACCGAGCUGAGAGCGGUGAUGGAUUGGGUGUGGACAGACACCACACUGUCUCUGUCCUCGUGGAUCUGUGUGGAGGAUGUUUACGCUCACUGUUUCGUUUUAAAAUGCUGGAGGGAGUCAGAGAAGAGGUAUCCUCAGCCCCGUGGACAGAAGAAGAAACGGGUGGUGAAGUACGGGAUGGGUGGUUUGAUCGUUCUCCUAUUGAUCUGUAUCGUCUGGUUUCCUUUGCUCUUCAUGUCGCUCAUUAAAUCUGUUGCUGGAGUUGUCAACCAACCACUUGAUGUCUCUCUGACGAUAACACUGGGAGGCUUCCAGCCGAUCUUCACAAUGAGCGCCCAGCAGAAUCAGCUCAGAGACAUGACUGAGGGUAACUUCAGCUCCUUCGUUGACUCCUACAGAUACACACCUAAUGCCUUGCAGUUUCUGGAGGCAUAUGGUCCUGAGGAUGUGACAAUAGCAGACCUGCAGGGCAGCAGUAACUCUCUCUGGACUAUCAGCCCACCCAGCAGAGAGUACCUGGGCCAGGUCCUGAAACUGGACCACUUCCCCCUGACAGUGUCCUGGACUGUGCAGAGGAACUUGAGUCUGGGUGCGAAGACAGAGCUGGCGUCAGGUAAACAUGUGACCUACCUGGACAAUCAGACUCGCCUGGAGUUGAUUGAGCUGCUGAAUGGAAGCAGGAACCGCCCUGUGGUCAUACAGGAAGUAUUUCCCUGCUUCAUUCGAGCUCCCAGUGACUCCAACGCCAGACCCAUAGAGCAGCUGUACUCAGACAACCAUUACAAGGACAUCCUGCUGGCUCUGGAGCGGUCGAGCAACCAGAGCCGAGAAAUCCAGGAGUGGUGGAUCGUCGACCAGCCGGCUGACAGCCUGGUCCCUGUUGAGGGUAGGGCCUCUUUGACUGACAGAAGGGAGGCGGGACUUCAACUCUUCGUGUUCAGUGACAAAGUCAGUCCUCCGAGUCUGGGCUUCCUGGCUGGAUAUGGGAUCAUGGGUCUGUACGCCUCGGUGGUUCUGGUCAUCGGGAAGUUUGUCAGGGAGUUCUUCAGCGGCAUCAGUCACUCCAUCAUGUUCGAGGAGCUGCCGUGUGUCGACCGCAUCCUCAAACUCUGCACGGACAUCUUCCUGGUGAGAGAGACGGGUGAACUGGAGCUGGAGGAGGAGCUCUAUGCCAAGCUCAUCUUCCUGUAUCGAUCACCCGAAACUCUGAUCAAAUGGACACGCCGCUGACCUCAUCUAUCCAUCCACGUCACAGCUGCAACCUGAACCUCCAGAAACACACAGACAGGGUUCUCCAGACGUCGUCCAGACGUUCUGCUGAUGUUCCAGAGGCAUUCUGCAGAAGCUUUCCGAUCAAUCAAAUCAAAUUUUUAUUUAAAAAGCCCUUUUUGUACAUAAGUAGCACAAAGUGCUUUACAGAAUAAAAUGUACAAAAACAAUAUUUGCAAAUAAAAAAGAAUCUAAAACAGCAAUUAAUAAUCCACACACCUACUCUUUCACACACACACACACACCACACCCCCCCAUCUCAACAUAAUAAGAAUAAUCUGGCUUGACUCUACUGUGAGGAAACAAUAUUUUGGGGAUCUGUCCACACCAGGAGCCACCAUGACCACAGAGGCUUCGACCACGGAGACAGCCCAGGUCCGGGCAGGCCGGGUCCCACAGCACAGCCAUUCAGGACCCUAGCCACCCAGACCACAGCCAUCCCCAUGGAAACAAGAAUCCAAGCAGACCAUGGACCCAGCAUGGAGGGUCCCAAUGAGGAAUACACUGGAGUUAAAAAUGUUCAAGGUAGAAAAUUAAAUAAUAAGAGCAAAUAAGAACGACAAAUAUGAAAGUUUAACUAAAGGAGCGCAUAAAAACAAUGUGCCUUAGCAAAACAGGACUGAGAAAAUGACAAAAACAGGUGGUUUUCAAAUAAGUACAUGAAUAAGUGAAAUAAAGUGAUAAAAAAUAAUAAUAAAAUGAAGUAGUUUAAACAAGAUGAAAGUUUUUUAAAAGCAAAUGUUUGCUAGGCGUUCUGCGGAUGUUCUGCAGACUUACUGGAAUUUUCUUUGAUGCUGGAUGAUCAAGCUGAACCAACAUCAGUGUCACAGAACCUUUUUAUUAUUAUGACUGGGGAUCAGGAACUGUGAGAAUAUUCCUGGAGCAUCUGGAAUGACUUUGUUCAGGUUUCCAAAGUUCAGGUAAAGCAGAUUAUGUUUUUGGGGUUGGG
Molecule: messenger RNA, 9676 nt
Organism: Melanotaenia boesemani (Boeseman's rainbowfish)
Lineage: Eukaryota; Metazoa; Chordata; Actinopteri; Atheriniformes; Melanotaeniidae
Product: piezo-type mechanosensitive ion channel component 2-like
Exons: 56
Coding region: 307-8688 (2793 amino acids)
Biological process (GO): regulation of membrane potential; detection of mechanical stimulus; cellular response to mechanical stimulus
Cellular component (GO): plasma membrane
Molecular function (GO): mechanosensitive monoatomic ion channel activity; monoatomic cation channel activity
Source: RefSeq, a predicted model, not a curated record